This is a messenger RNA of Melanotaenia boesemani (Boeseman's rainbowfish), 3302 nucleotides long. Its product is annotated as oxysterol-binding protein-related protein 7-like. Gene Ontology annotation, molecular function: cholesterol binding. The transcript has 23 exons. Gene Ontology annotation, cellular component: intracellular membrane-bounded organelle; perinuclear endoplasmic reticulum; plasma membrane. The record is from RefSeq and is a predicted model, not a curated record. The coding region runs from base 323 to 3067 and encodes 914 amino acids. Lineage: Eukaryota; Metazoa; Chordata; Actinopteri; Atheriniformes; Melanotaeniidae.
UGUUGGGCUUUGAUAGGCAGCACUCUGACAAGCAAGGCAUCACUCAGGUGCGGCGCUGCUGCGGAACACCGAGGACAACGGAGGGGAGUUUAUACCCUGCCUGCUGUUUAAGGAGCAACUCUGAUCUCCAGGAGGGAUAAAGAGGAGUUUCAGACCAUUUGAAGGAAGCCUGGAGGAAUUCUCUGAGGACAGACGCAGCUUGUGAGACAUCCGGACUUCACAGACCUUUUGGUUGAACGUCCGCAGAGCUGCUUUUUUGUCAUGAGCUUCAGCCUUCUCUGAAGAUCCCUCCUCAAACAACGCUCUCCUCAUCAGCUGAUCCAUGGACCCUCAGGUGUGUCCACCUGCUGCCGCCAGCAGCCUGUCCGUCAGCAGCCUGUCCGUCAGCAGCGGCCGCGAUCGAUCCCCAGCCAGCACUUUCAAGCCGGGACACUCCCGCAACAGCAGCACUGGCUCAUCCAGACCCUCCAAACAGUCUCGAAACUGGGAGGUGAUGGACGACCUGCAGAAUCCAGACCCUUGUUUGGUUCCGGGAUCCUCUCAAGACCUCAGUAUACCUGGGAUCUGUGAAGGCUAUUUGAUGAAGAGGAGGAAGUACCCACUGAAAGGCUGGCACAAGAGAUUCUUCCUGCUGGAGAGGGGAAUUCUCAAGUAUUCAAAGACCCAGCAAGACAUUCAGAGAGGAAAGCUCCACGGCUCCCUGGACGUCAGCCUGGCUGUCAUGUCUGUCAACAAGAAGUCAAAACGUAUAGACCUGGAUGCUGGAGACAACCUCUACCACCUCAAGACAAAGAGCAGUGACAUCUUCUACAUAUGGCUGACCAAGCUGUGUGCCCACCGUGUUUUUAGGAAAAAUGAAGCAAUGACUGUUCAUCGGGGAGUCCUCCAUGCGUUGUCGCUGACCCAGAGCACCCUGCCAGCCCAGCAGAACAGAGCUCGGCCCGCUUAUUAUGCUAGCUCAGCAUCCAUCUACAAUCCAGAGAUGGCGAGCCCGGCCCCGGUGCCCACAUACCCAGGAGUGACCAGCAAGGUGUCGGCCUGGCUGCAGCAAACCCAUGACAUCGAUGCUACCUCCAACGACCUGGUUCGCUGUCAGGCAGAGCUGACGGAACUGGCUCAGCUCAUACAGAGACUACACUGGCUGGAGGGCGGCCUGCCCAUCACCGACACGGACCUGGAGAUGAGGAUCAGCAUGCAGAAUCUUUCCCUGGAGAAACCCAAAAAGAAGAGUGGGAGGGCGUUGGGCCAUUCAAGGACUUUGUCCCGUGUUGAGGCCAUGGGGGGGAUGUUCACGUCCAGCCACCUGAGCACCAACUGUAGUUCAUCGGUUCAGUCCAUCCCCGACUACGUCUACUCCCAGCUGUCCAACCCUCAGGUCACCUCACCUGAGGCCAAGAAGCUCCACCAGGACAUCUGUGCUGUGUCUCAGAGAGUCCAUGCUGCUCUGAAGUCAGUUCAUGAGGUUCUGACCCUGGAGAGGGAGCGACUGAGGCAGGCCUGGACCGGGCCGGACCUGAGGCAGAACACCUCCCAGCAGCUCGCCACGCUCUGCAGCACCCUGGCUGAGCUUGACGUGCAGUCUCAUCUGACCAAAGUCCACUCGCUUUCCCUGUCUUCUGACUCUUCUGAAGAAUCCUUCUGCACCGUCCGUCCGGACCAGAGGACACCAUCCAUGGAUCGUCACAGUCGCCGUCCUCCUUCGGUGGCAGAUUCUGUGCAGGAGUAUUUUGAUGCCAGUGAGGUGAUAGUAUGUGAGACUUCAUCAGAGGCUGAAGCUUCAGAUGAAUCUGGUCUGAGUGAUAUCACCAACACCACCACCUCGGAGCCUGAAGAGGGACACUCCACUGCCACCCUCAACUACAGAGCCAGUCUUAGCAGCGCGAACGACAAACCCCGCUUGGUGCCUGCAGAUACCGGUCGUCGGACUACCCUUCCCGCCCUAGGAGCGGACAACAGCCACAUUGGGAUCAUGACUAUCCUGUACAACAACAUAGGCAAGGACCUGUCCAGGGUCUCCAUGCCAGUGGUUCUGAACGAGCCGCUGUCUUUGCUGCAGAGACUCAGUGAAGAGCUGGAGUACUCCGAGCUGCUGGACGCCGCAAACCACAUCGAUGACCCGUAUGAGAGGAUGGUUUAUGUAGCAGCAUUCUCCAUCUCGGGUUAUGCCUGGGCAUCCUGGAGAUAUCGCUACAAACCCUUCAACCCCGUCCUGGGAGAAACGUAUGAAAAUCAUAGAGAAGACAGAGGUUUUCAUUAUGUCAGCGAACAGGUUAGCCAUCACCCACCCAUCUCUGCCUGCCAUGCAGAGUCAGAAAACUUCACUUUCUGGCAAGAUCAGAGAUGGAAGUACAAGUUUUGGGGGAAGUCGGUGGAGAUAAUCUCCAGCGGACAGGUCAAUGUCACCCUUCCAAAGUACGGUGAUCACUAUGAAUGGAACAAGGCGGUGACCUGCAUCCACAAUGUGCUGAGUCAGCAGCGCUGGUUGGAGCACUACGGCGAGGUGGUCAUCAAAAACACACGCAGCGACGUGUGCACCUGCAAGAUCACCUUUGUUAAGUCUCGCUACUGGAGUUCAGACAACAGUAAGAACGAGGUGCAGGGUGUGGUUCUGGACCGGGCUGGAGAGGUGGUCCAUCGCUUCGGAGGCCUCUGGCAUGAAGGCAUCGUCUGUGACACUCUGUCUACACCGCAGUGCAUCUGGAAGCCCAAUGUGCAGCCCGAUGACCACGCCCAGUUCUACGGUUUCUCACGUUACGCCCGAGAACUUAACGAACUGACAGCAGACCUGAAAGAUGUCCUCCCACCUACAGACACCCGGUUCAGACCAGACCAGAGGUUCCUGGAAGACGGGAAGGCUGCAGAGGCAGAUAAAAGGAAGGAUGAGGUGGAAGAGAAGCAGCGAGAGAGGAGGAAGGAGAUGGCCAAGAGAGGGGAGGAGCACAUCCCAAGGUUCUUCAGAAAGUCCGUGGAUGAAGCUGGAAGAGAUGUGUGGCUGUCUAAUGGAACCUACUGGAAGAUUCGCAAAGACCCGGGCUUUUCCAAGACCGAAAACCUGGACUUAUGGUAGAACAGAGCUCAAUGCCUCGGUCAGAAGAAACAGCUGAGUAGCAAAAUGAAGAGCAACGCAUGACGUAGAAGAGAAACGAGGAAAGGUGCUGCAGUGAGGCUGCACCGGAUCAGGUUUUAUGUCGGCAUGAAUGACGUACAGAGGUGACGUGCCACUGGGAAGCAGAUGUUUCCUGGUCUGCAAACCUGAAUAUUUGCUUUUUACGUAGGAUAAAUAAAUUUGAAUUUCACCACAA